Molecule: messenger RNA, 5439 nt
Organism: Boleophthalmus pectinirostris (great blue-spotted mudskipper)
Lineage: Eukaryota; Metazoa; Chordata; Actinopteri; Gobiiformes; Gobiidae
Gene: baz1a
Product: bromodomain adjacent to zinc finger domain, 1A
Exons: 29
Coding region: 556-5169 (1537 amino acids)
Biological process (GO): chromatin remodeling
Molecular function (GO): protein binding
Source: RefSeq, a predicted model, not a curated record
AGAGCGCGGGAGAAUCCUGUGGAAAACUGAACACAGGCGCUGUUUUUAUUAAGAGACACUAAAAUCACGAGUCACACCGCCACAGAGUGAAUAUAAAAGUGUAAAGUUCGUCUCUGAAGUUCGUCCUGCGGUUGUGGUUCGGGUUCGUGCGGUUGUGGUUCGGGUUCGUGCGGUUCUGGAGCCGCGGGGGUCGCUGUAGUUUCGGGUUUGGCCGCGCGGAGCUCUCGUUUCCGCGUGUCCGUGGAGUGCGGGAAAACUUGGUCAACAGCCGCGGGACUUCAGCCCGGUUCCGCCGCGGAAAGUGCCCGGUUCGACCCGCUUCAGGAGCCCGCGUGAGCCCGUGUGAGUCCGUGAGCCGCGGACCGUCCGUGGAACUGCACACGACCGGACCGAACCUCGACAGGAGCCGUGUAGCGGCGGAGAGAGCGCGGAGCCGCGGGUCUGAGCCGCUCCAUGCGGUGGGCAGAUUAUCUCUAACAAAGAGCCGACGGUCCCGCGUCCCGCCGCCGACACACGAACCCGGAGCCCGACCCGGUUCCGACCCAACAGCCGGAGAUGCCGCUGCUCCACCGAAAGCCUUUCGUGAGGCAGAAACCCCCCGCGGACCUGGACCCGGACGAGGAGGUGUUUCUGUGCAAAAUCACCCACGAGAUCUUCCGAAGCUACGAUGAGUUCUUCGAGCGGACCAUCCUGUGCAACAGUCUGGUGUGGAGCUGUGCGCUGACGGGUCGAGCAGGCCUCACGUACCUGGAGGCUGUGGAGAGCGAGCGUAAGGCCCGGUCCAGUCUCCAGAACUUCCCCGAGGUUCUGCUGAAGCCUCUGCUGCUCCUGGUGAAACAGAGUCAGAGCAAACGUCUGUCCGAGCUCUGUGAGGACGUCUACGGCUUCUGCAAAGAGAGAUACUUCCCCGGAGAAACAGUCGAUGUCAGCACCCGAGGAGGAGCCAGGCUGGCGUGUCGGGUGCUGCAGGUUCUGUCUCCUCAGUCGAGCUCAAACGGGUCUGAGCUCAGUCCUCACGCCAGGUCCAACGGCGCCGCCAAGACCCACCAGGACUCCAUCAUUAUCAGCGACAGUGACGAAGACGAGCUGAGCACGACGCCGCCGCCGCCGCACCUCAACGGUAGGCGUGGGAGGCCUCUGUCUCCGUCCGUGUUUCGUUACACGGUGAAGUCGGUGAGUGGAGAAUCUGAGGCUUUUACUGUGAAAGCAGCUCAGCUCAGUCGGAGGAAGAACGUUGUGUCCCGGGAGAAGCUGAAGUUGCUCUUCAAAAACCACUGUGAGCCUCAAAACGGAGCCAUCGUCCUGAAGGCGUCCACAGUCUCCAGGUUUGGACUCUCAGACCUGAACUUCACUCAGUUCUUCCCUGAUGAGCCUCCAGUUUUCAGCCACUCCUCCAAGAGCUCACCUGGACAGGGGGCGCUCUCUCAGCUCAAGGCCAUGGAGGAGAAGCUGAAGCUGCUGCAGCAGAAGGAGGACAUGACCCAGAAGAAGAGAGAGAAACUGAAAGAAGAGAAGAAACGACAGAGGGAACUGAAGGAGGAACGAAGGAGAGAAGAGGAGAAGAGUGGCCAGAAGAACCGAGAACAUCUGAAACACAAGAAAGUGAUGAAGAGAGCGGAGAAGGAGAAGAAAAUCCAGCAGAGACUUGAAGAGGAGAGGGAAGAGCUGAAGAGAGACGAGGAGCGCCUCCUUCUGAAGGAGAACCUCAAGAAGGUCCGAGAAGAACUGAGGCAGAAGAGACUGGAGGAGAAAGAGAUGAAGAGAGCGGAGAAAGAGAAGGAGCGAGAGAAGCUGAAGGAGGAGAAGAGGAAAUACGCCGAGAGAAUCAAACAACUGAGCAAACCCACAGAGGACCUGGACUGUGAAGAUCUGCAGGAGCUGCCCCUGCCCGCCCCGGUGCAGACUCGUCUUCCCUCUAACCUGUUCGGAGAGGCUCUGAUGGUUCUGGAGUUUCUCAGAUCCUUCGGGGAAAUCUUCGAUCUGAAAGACGAGUUUCCUGACGGCGUCACUCUGGAGGUCCUGGAGGAGGCGCUGGUGGGCUCAGACCCUGAGGGGCCGCUGUGUGAGCUGCUCUUCUUCUUCCUGUCAGCCAUUUUCCAAAGUUCAGAUGAAGACGAGGAGCGGCGCCGCGAAGACCCAGAUCUAUCUGAGGCCCUGGACGACGCCGCUGACUCCGCCCCCUCCUCCCUGGCUGCCAUGACGACGGCGGCGAGGGCGUGGUCACAGCUGCAUCAGGGGCGGAGCCUGAAACAUCUGGACCUGGACAGCUGCUCUCUGAGCGAAAUCCUCCGACUGAAAAUCCUCUCGGCCGACGGCAAAGACGAUCCCUGUGCCGAACUGAGGAGUAUGAGACCCGAGAUACUACGAAAACUACUGAGUACUGCAGUAUACGACCUGCAGCCAGGGGAGAAGCUGCAGAUCCUCAACGCUCUGGUGGGGAAACUCUUGACUCUGGAGCUCAGCAGGGACCUGAUGGAGGAUUGUCUGGACGAACAGAAGGCGGCCAGGAUCGAACUGAGAGAAAUACGAGCAGAACAACACCGACGGGAGAGAGAGGAGGCGGCCUACAGAGUCCGGAUGAGGAAAGAAGAACGACUCCGAGAGCAGGAGCAGAGGAUGAAGGAGAAAGAGGACAAGCUCCGAGAACAAGAGAACAUCAGUGUGAACGGAACCGGACCAGAACCAACCCCAAAGCUCCACAAACCCGAACAGAACCAGGACAAAGGUGUUCAGAAAGGAACUGAAUCCAAACCUGUGCCUCUGACUCCAGAAGAACUCCAGCAGGAACAGGAGAAGGUGCGUGAGUUGCUGGUUCGACUCCACAGAUCUUCGUCUUGCACGUCGUUGCUUCCUCUGGGCAGAGAUCGUUGGUUCCGUAAAUACUGGCUCCUCCCGUCUCAGUCGGCUCUGUUUGUGGAGGAGGACACGUUUGGACUGACCGCAGACAUGACCCGGCCCGAGACCGCCACCGCCGCCGCCCAGCGCGCUCACCACGCUCACCACGCGGCGUGUAACGGCGCCUCGGAGGACACCGCCAUGGAGGAAAAUGGCGUCAGCACCACCUCCAGCCCCGCCCCCAUCUGCCUGGACUCCGCCCCCCAGAGCCCUAACCCCGCCCCCAUCUGCCUGGACUCCGCCCCCCAGAGCCCUGACUCCGCCCCCAUCUGCCUGGACUCUGCCCCCCAGAGCCCUGACCCCGCCCCCAUCUGCCUGGACUCCACCUCCCAGAGCCCUGGCCCCGCCCCCCAGAGCCCUGGCCCCGCCCCCCGCUGGUGGUUCUUCUGGAGGGUGGAGCAUCUGGAGCAGCUUCUGCAGAGUCUGAACCCUCGAGGACACAGAGAGAGCGGCCUGAAGGAGGCGCUCAACCACGAGAGAGAACGAAUCACCCACGCCCUGCAGACCUGCGACCACGACAAGUACAGACACACAGAGGAACAGCGUUUCCCAGAGUGCACUGCGGCCGAGUCUGUGAUGGAGGCCAAACUCAGAGACCUGCUGCUGGACAUCGAGGAUCGAGUUCACCAGGGCACGCUGGGGUCACUCAAGGUGCCGGAGCGGCAGGUGUGGCGGGCGGCGCUGGAGGUGGGUCAGUACCACACUUUGAUUGACAACUGUGAGGACCAAAUGAUGGAGGUGGACAGUGACAGCCUCAGCGCCUGGUCUGUAGGCGGCGGCGGCGGCGGCGGCGGCGUCGUCAGGGCUCUGGCCGCUGCUCUGGGUCAGAUCGAACGGGGAAUCGAAAGACGCUUCCUCAAACCUCCUCUGGGUGAAGAGGAGACCAAGAAGGAGCAGAAGACCAAGAAGACUCAGCCCAGUGACGAUGUAUGUGACGGGGGUCGUGGGGGCAGGUCUGUGUUGGAGCGGUGGAGAGAGUCUCUGAGCUGCUGCUCCAGUCUGUCACAGGUGUUUGUGCACCUGUCGACCCUGGAGCGCUCGGUGCUCUGGUCUCGUUCUCUGUUAAACGCUCGGUGCCGAAUCUGCCGAAGGAAAGGAGACGCCGACAGCAUGCUGCUGUGUGACGGGUGCGACCGAGGGCACCAUACACACUGUGUGCGACCCAAACUCAAGUCUGUCCCCAGUGGAGACUGGUUCUGUCCCGACUGUAAACCCAAACAGAGGUCCAGCAGAAUCCCCUCCAGAACCAGGAGCUCCAUCGACGAAGACGAGGAAGACGACGACGACGACGAGGAAGAAGAAGACGACGACGAUCAGGACGAAGAGACGGAAGACAGCGAAGAAGACGACGACGAAGACGACGACGACGAGGAGGAAGAGGAGGAGAACCCCCCGCCCAGCAGGAGAGGCUCGGCUCCGCCUCCGAAGGGAAAGAACCAAUCAGCAUCGUCCAGGAGCCAGCAGGCCACGCCCAAAACCACCGGGUCUGCAGCAAAGCCCGCCUCCAGGUUGUCGGGUAAAAAGUCUCCGCCCUCGUCCAAAGCUCCGCCCAGAGCGGGCAGCCGCAGCAGCGCCCGCCUCAGCCUCGAGGUCACGCACAACGGGAAGAGCGGCGCCCCCAAAAAUACCCCCAAGACCACCCCAAAAACCACCCCCAAGACCAGCCCCCAGCCCGCCCCCCCGGCCGCCCGCCCCGUGCUGCCGUCGGGGCUCCUCCCCGGCGUCUCCUCGGGCGUCUCGGGCAGCAGGAGGUCGUCCGGCAGGAGUCAGGGCGUCCACGAGCUGUCGGCCUGCGAGCUGCUCACCGUCGAGCUGGUGAGACACGAAGACAGUUGGCCCUUCAUGAAGCUCGUGUCCCGCACUCAGGUUCCAGAUUAUUACGACAUCGUGAAGCGUCCGAUCGCCCUGAGCACCAUCAGAGAGAAAGUCAACAACUGUGAAUAUCACUCUGCAGGUGAGUUCGUGGCUGAUGUGGAGCUCAUGUUCUCCAACUGUCUCCAGUACAACCCCCGACACAGCAACGAGGCCAAAGCUGGACUCAGGCUCCAGCAGCACUUCCACGCCGAGCUCCACAAGAUCGGACUGACUCGGGACGCCAGGGAGACCCGAGAGACCCGAGAGACCCGACCCGAGAGGAGCCUGCAGCAAAGCGCGGCAGGCACUGAGCAGGGCCUGGACCGUGGACCGGACCGUGGACCGGAGAAGAACCUGCCUCAAAACGCUCCAGACCUUGAGGAGAGAAGAAAGAACUGGGGAUUGGACUGUGGUUUAUAAAUGUUUUACUUCUAUCUGGUCUGGUCCUGGUCUGGUCCUGGUCUGGUCCUGGUCCGGUCCUGGUCUAGUCCGGUCUUGGAUCAGGUUUAGAUGAAUCUCUGUCAAACGGAGUGCACACUGAACUAAAAACAGUUGGAGUAAAAGUGACCAAACAUUAGAGACAUAAAUGUUUCUUUUCACUUUGAGUUUUGGGUGAAAUAAAGUUUUAGUGUUUAAAUAUUAAAAACUAAAUCCUCCUAAAACGAUGGUUAAAUAAAUGAGCUGUUUAAA